CUAGACGUCUACCUAUUUCCGUGUCAGCACAGUUACCUGUCCCUAACCUGAGUCGACCGCUUGCCCCGCAAGUCGCAAGCCCUGCGUACCCUCGCACCCGAAUCUCUGUCCCUCUCCUCGGCCACCCUCGCCUUCGUCCUCCGCUGCCGGCUCCGCCGUCUUUAGCGGUCCGCGUCACCUCUCCUCUUCUGUACCUCAUCUUCACUCUCCAUCUCCGGUGCGACGCCUCUGCAUCAUUAGCUCCAACCCUGUUCUACGCCGGUUGAUCGCUGCCCCCGGCGUCUUGCGGAAAGACAUAGUACUUGAUUGGCUGCUCUUUUUCAGAUAGAACUAGCCAAGUUUGAUUCGAUAAAAUCUAGUGCUUACCUUCAAUCUGAAUGAAUGAUUGAUGGUUCAGAUAGGUGCAAUGCUACCGAGGCUUAAUCAAAGGUUUAUCAAACACUACGAGCAACAUGGUGUAAAUAUUGCGCUAAGCUACCUGAAAGGUUCUAUGUGCUUUCUUUCAACUAGUUCUGGAGGAUUCACAGAGCAUGUAGAGCUACCAGUAAGGCGUCAAAGAUCAGAGAGGAAGCCAUUGGUGACUAGCAUCAAUCACCUCAAACGUAAUGCCAGAUUGGAGAGGAAAAUGAGGCAGGAUGUUCGGGAGAUUAUGCUCAAGCCGCCUGAAAAUGGGUUGCUGGUGAAGAGAUUGAUCCCUGUUGCCCAUGAGGUCUAUGAUGCAAGGAAAGAGCUCUAUGAUUGUGUCUCUUUGGUCCUGAAGAGUGUACUUGUUCAUGUGUGCAGAGUGUGUGAAGAAGUUUAUGUUGGAAAGUUUCCACACCAAAUACGCACUUGCGAUGUUGCCGGGAGUCUUCCAACAAAAGAGCAUUGCUGGGUUCCUGGAGGAACUGAGCAUGUACUACCGGUGAUUGACUCCUUCCAUCUUUAUGAUAGAUUGGGCAGAGCAGUUUCUCAUGAGGAAAGGCUUCAAGUUGAUAGAAUUCCUGCCAUUGUAGAAUUGUGUGUGCAGGCAGGUAUGGAUAUAUCUGAGUAUCCUACAAAGCGAAGAGUUUAUCCUGUUUAUAAUAUUGCAGGAAAGCUGAUAGAUUUUGAGCGGAAGUUUCCACGAGACUAUUCUAGUGGUAAAGAUAUUGAGCCACAUGGAUUUUGGUUGAGGAAGAAGGAUAGGAUACAUUGCAGUACUCCAUCUUUCUCGGCUAACGAAGAUCUUCAAGAUAUUGCACUGCGAGGGAUGAAUGCAUGGGAGAAAAUGAGGUUAGGUGCCAUACAACUCAUGCGAACAUACACAGUUCAAACUUGCGGGUAUUGUCCUGAGGUCCAGGUAGGGCCGAAGGGACACCGUGCAAGAAUUUGCCAGGCAUACAAGCAUCAAAUGCGAGCUGGACAGCAUGCUUGGCAGGAGGCAACCAUUGAUGAUUUGGUGCCACCGGUUUAUGUGUGGCAUGUUCGUGGGCUUCAUACUGGCGGUGAAUUACUUGUCCAUGACAUGAGGAGGUAUUAUGGGAAGCUUCCAGCUGUAGUCGAGCUCUUUGCGCAGGCUGGCGCUUGUGUGGGGGAGGGUUACGGUGAGCUGAUGAGGGAGGAUGUGGCAGUGCCAGGGUUGGAUGAGGAGAGAUUAGUUGUAUGAUGUUUGAUUUGCUCAAAAUGGAGUUGCAUGAUGUUUUGUACUUAAAAAUAAGUUUUUAAGCUAUUUUUUAUGAUUCUGAUGGCAUUUUACAAA
This is a messenger RNA of Dendrobium catenatum, 1720 nucleotides long. RefSeq names its product APO protein 3, mitochondrial. Bases 389 to 1627 code for a protein of 412 amino acids. Lineage: Eukaryota; Viridiplantae; Streptophyta; Magnoliopsida; Asparagales; Orchidaceae. The transcript is spliced from 3 exons. The record is from RefSeq and is a predicted model, not a curated record. Gene Ontology annotation, molecular function: RNA binding.